Messenger RNA from Haliotis rubra (blacklip abalone), 1914 nucleotides. RefSeq lists its product as uncharacterized. The record is from RefSeq and is a predicted model, not a curated record. NCBI's taxonomy places the organism in Eukaryota, Metazoa, Mollusca, Gastropoda, Lepetellida, Haliotidae.
AAACAGGAGCCUCAACUACAAGGAAACCUACUGAUUCCUGAAGUGGACAAAACCUUUAUAUUUGAAAGAUGUCGGGUGGUAGACAAUCUCUGAUGAAUGUUCAAAACGAUAAGCAUCCGAUAAUAUCUCCAGCUGACGAAAGUGAUUUUGAAAAUUCCGGCCGAUAUCGUGGUACCGGAAACGUGUACCCGCCAUUGUCUCCAAAAGAAACCGGACCAGUUCAUAUCGUUACGCUUCUACGUGUACCGAAUGAACCUCAAACUGGGAUAACGGGGAAACUGGGGAUUUCACGAGGGGCGUUAACCGUCUUCAUCGCCGUAAUUAACAUUCUCGCCAACGUCCUCAUGAACGUCUCACUUCCGGUGUUUGCCGGGACGAUGGACCACGUUGGCGGAGACACCUUUGUUGUGUUGUUGGUAUCGUUGUGGUUUCCUCUCAUCUUCGCCGUUAUGACUUUAGUCAUGAAAUAUCUAACUGUAAUCAACCUCAGACGAGGUAUCUCAUAUAUUAUAUGGUCUCUGUUCAAACCGACUGCAAGCUGGAAGAUUUUGUUAACGGUAGGGUUUGCUACUACCAUGAACGGAGUUCUUAUUGUGUUUGCAAGUCCCCCAAAUCGCACGCCGCCAUAUUUGCAAGGUAUCCUAGCAGCAACCAUCAUACCCUAUACAGUUGUAGGCCGAUUUUUCAUCCUCAGAAAAGGUAUCAGUCUUCGACGCCUGGUUUGUACGGGGGUGGUUCUCAUCGGCCUCUUCAUCACGGUGGAACCCCAAAUUUGGGGGCUGGAAGGGAGUGGGGAUACAGGAUCCGGAAGCACAGGAAGCAUACUCUGGCCAUUUAUAUUUGCACUGGGGUUCUUGCCAGCAGGUUUAAGCAGCGUUUUCGUGGAGAAGGCGCUCCAUGGAACUGAGUCAGAGUCACUGAACUUCAUCAUGUGGACCCAAGUCUAUCAACUGUUAACCCUGCUGCCGUUAUUCUGGGUGGAUUUUAUUCCACAUUUUGGUAUGGCUGAUUCAAUCCAGGACUUUAGUGGUAUCCUUGGAACUGGAUUCCGCUGCUGCUUCAGCUCGGACCCUAGUUGUAAUGGCUUAUGGUGGAAACUCUGGUUGUUUCAGAUUGGAUAUUCCUUCGGGAAUCUGUUCCAAUUUCUAUUAAUAGAAUACGCAGAGGGCGCUGUAUAUGCGGUUGUCGUCCAAUCAAUGGUGACGCCCUUGGCAACGUUGUUCUGGACCCUGUUCAAGUUUGACGUUCCAAACAACCACUUCUAUUGGUCCCCGGAGUUCAACAUCACCACAGGCUUCACCUUAGGCGGCCUUCUCAUCAUCGUGCCAACUGUAAUUAUGUACAACUACUUCAGCAAACAGGACGCCAAGGAGAAGGAAUUGAAAGAGGCAGCAACUGUCCAUGACAUCAUUGAUAAUCACAUGUAAAUCAAAGAAAGAUAACAGAACUCAACAGAACAAAAUCUUUUUCAGAGACUUGGUUCCUGGUUAUCUACAGUAUAAAAAUGAUAAGUAUAUAAUGUGUACAGAGUAUGAGUCAGGACAUGGAUAUUUACGAUACAUAAAGUUUUUGAUAAAUUUUGCUAUAAACAAUAGAUUAUUUUUAUAAGUAGACUGCAACAGCUUCAUAAAUUUAUGUUUUGAUGGACACUCCAAAAAAUUAACGACUUAUAUAUUUGAGUCUAUAAACAUCGUAAAUUCAUUUUCAAAUGCACUGAAAUUAAAUUCAGUACGCCAUCUCUUUAAUAAUUACAAGUAAAAUGAGUCUCAUUAAUAUUUAAUUUGAGUGCGAUCUGUUUGCGAAACACAUGGAAAAUGUUUUUGGUAAGUUUUGAAUAGAAUUCAGAACACAACAAUUUUGAACAUGAACAACGGGAGUUCUAUGGAUAUACAACCUCUUAAUGACGGUGUAAGU